UGGCUUUUCUCACAACAGUAGCGGGGUGGGGGACUGUGUGGUGGCUGAAGUGUGCAUUCAUAACAUGACAGCAGUGUACUGAUCAAAGCAUUGUACUGCAGCCCAGACUUAAACCAUAUCUAAUCAAAGUUUGACUGAAGAUUUUCUGUAGUGUCCUGGUUACGUCAAUAUUUGUUGCCAGAUUUUUUUGUUCAGAAACUCUCACUGUAAAAAUAAAAUAGGCUUACAUGUAAUUUGUCGAAGAUAAGAAUCGUGUUUUCUCUGCAUUAUUGCUAAGGAAUUAUUUCAUACAUUUGUGUUCUAAUCAAGAAUCAAGUCAAUGAAUGAACUGACGCAAUCGAGGGAUUUAAUAUUCAAGAGUUUAUAUUUUCACUCACGACAUGGAUUAACAUCUCACAAUAACGUCUUAUCAUGAACAAUAAUCUUCAUCACUAAGGAAUCAUUGUCUAGCAAUUUCAAAUCUGAACUGGAUAUGAACGAAACAAAUAAUUUACGUUGAGAUACAUUUUUAUUUUGUUUUAUAAAUAUGGAUAAACACCAUAUUGCGAAUGUAUCUCGGACUUCAUGUACAUACUAGCCGCAAUGGAAUGUGGCGUGUCUGUCAUUCAUUUCAUUUGUUUGGCUCAAAAGUAAGAAAGACGAAUCCUUUAAUUUCCUAGUUUCGUUUUGUGGAUUCUCUACGGCAUUAAAAUAUUUCGCACUUUUCUUUCGUUUCUGUUGUGAGCAAAUAUAAUUUUUAGAAGAAGCCGAAACAAGAAAACGAAACAAAAUUUGUGAGGCUUGAUUACAGACUUGUAUUAGCAGUGGAUUAAAAAGUUCACUUUGAGUUAUCCCGACGUAUGGAACGAAGCAGAGUUGUCUACUAUGCCAAGACGAAAACAUAUAAAGUCAUCCAUCCACCUGCGUACAACAGGCAGCAUUCAGCUCCAGACGAUGAAACUGGACACGCCCCGUUAGCCUCUGGUGAGGCGGACUUUCCUUCUACACCUUUGCAGCAAAGUCAUCUCAGGAUCCGAAGUCUGAGCAAAGAAAGGCGGACAACCAACUCGCCUUCAUCGGGUUUUGAACCUAACACUUACUUCAACUGGGACCACGGCGAGAGAGGAGCGAAGCAAAUGGUUUAUCUGGAUAGAAGAGAUGGCGGCCACUUCCCACAGAAAGAGAUGCUGCUGAGGAAAGCGCCAUCUGCUCGGAAAAUUUAUCCCGGGCCAGUCGUGACCGCGCCUGUGUCCCCCGUUUCACCUACUCGCUGCCUUCCACCAAGAUCUCUUUCCAUUCCUCGAUCUUCAAACACUUCUAACGCGGAAAUGGCUCGGCCGAAAUGUGGUCCCAAAACUGGAACGGAUGAUGUUCACAUGACGUCAUCCAUCACGAAAACUACGGGAGGUUACAUUAAGCAAACUGUACUCUCUAACAUUCCAUAUUCCUCGCAUGAUAAAAGAGAUCGCAAUAUCCCCAGACCGGAACUCUCUGUCUCCAAAAGUUCCAAAAACACAAUCGUGACAGAUGAAGUUGACAGUGUUGGACACUUUGUACAGUCAGCGAAGGAUGUCAAAUUGGUCCAAAAUAAUCCCGUUGUGAAAAACAAACUUCAGGAUGUGCCCGACGGUAAUUUUCCACACAAAGACCAAAUCUCGAAUAAAAACGAUGAUGUGGUUAUACACUGGACUGUGAACGAGCAGAACGCCAUUAUUUGCCGCAAACUUUCGAUUAGAUCCACGAAGUCGAAUUCGGAAAAUGAAGACGAUGACAUUCGGGAGCCAAGAAAGUCCAACUCCAAAGUCAACGAGACCUCACCCGAAUUUUCCAGCAGUGUCCAUCACGAUGAGCGCUACAAUUCUGAUAAAGACUCCGGAGUCCAAUCAGACAAUACAUCACAGAAUUCAGAAAGUCAAAGCUCAGAAACAGCUGCCUCGCCGAGCAGUCCUAUGUCUAAAUGGAAAAGAAAUUCUUUACGAAUGGCUACUCAGGGAUUUAUCAGUAUGUCAGACUUAACCAACUCAGUGGAAUGUCUACAGAUUUUCUCCCAGGAUAAACUGAAAAGCUUAGCGUCGCCUUCAUCGGAUAAAUAUCUAGAUACAAUUCAACAAAGCAUUCCCUCAACACCUACGGCUAGUGAUGUGCUCUUUUCCAGUAAUGGUCAAAUAUAUACCUUCUUUGAGCAAUUAAACACUUCAAAUCCUAAAUCUGGUGCUCCAAAUUCUCAACAAAACAAGAAUGAGCUACGGUUAUCUACCUCAGGCUCGCCAACUACUUGUCCAGCGGAAUCCACGAGCUUGGACAUAAGCCCUAAUAACAGAAACGGACAUACUGGCCUCAUCAAGAGAAAUUCGUAUGCCUUGGCCACAGCGAGUAAUUCGAAUAUAAAUUUUAUAAAUAGUGAGUCAGACAUUAACUUGGCUUCGCAGAAAUCUAGAAUGAAUUCCACUGUAGAUAGAUAUAGAAAUAAACCCAUGACAGGCACACAUAAUCAUCCUUUGUCUCCCAGGCUCGUCAGAGAAGACAGCAUAAGCAGCAGCCCCCAUGAUUCAUCGUUUGGCAGCUUCUACUCCUGCCAGAGCGCUAAUUUCGUGUCAGCAAAGUCAAGCCCGUUUUUGGACAGGGUAGAUCAGAAUAGUAAACCACAGAGAAUCCAGGCCAGAAGAAUUAGCGACCAGCCAAGUUUACCGCCACAUGGUAGUGACGAAGAGUCAGAGAGCACUAGCAUGUACUAUACAGCUUCUGACACUAGUUUCCCAGAAACUAGCAUCUCUCCAAGAUCCACGCAAGACAGCAAAUCCACGAGCCCAAAGUUUGUACAGCCAAAUCCGCCCAUGACCACGAGAGGCCAGAAAAUUCCCAUAAGCACACAACACAUCGGCUUGAGUCCGCGGUCAUUUAAAAAACUUAAGGCUGUAGUCCAGUGUUAUGGAUGCGGUCUAGACAAAGGGCAUUCCCUUGUGAUGAUGAAUAGAGCCCAGAAAGGGAACCCAGAUUAUAGCAGGGAAAGAACUACGUCAAGUAGUCAAAGGACAGUCACUUCGUUACCUAGACUACAUGAUCCGAAAUUUAGAACUAACGCGAGAAUACCAGAUAGCAGAUUUAGAUGCAAAUCCACCCCAACUGUUAGAUUAAGAAAUUUUGAGCUAAAUCUUGACAAUGAUAGUGACCUAUUUGAUGAUAAUUCUCUAAGCUCGCCUGAUUCUGACUAUGACUGGUCAGAGAUGCCCAGAAGUCCUCCAGCUUUAGGUCGACCUAAACGAAAAGUCUAUGCUGGCUUUGACAGUCAGCCUCUUCCGAUGGACAGCUUCUAUAGUGAUUCGUCUAGCUGUUACACAGACUGUGGUUCUUGGAGUUCUAGGGCGACCAGCAAAUCUGCAGAAGUGGAGCGCUCCUACCAUGGCUCCAUCGAAAACCUGGUCUCAGCCAUCCGUUCCGCGUCUGCGGAAGCUGUGGACACUAUCACCCCGACGAGGCAAAUGUCUCAGAACACACUGCUUGACUUUUUUCGGAUCAGCGGCAAGCAGUCGUCGGUGUGUGAGAACAACCACAACGUGUACGUGAACGUAGAGAGUUACGACAGCGACGACAAACUGAAAGACUCGUACGGGGCCAAGACUUUCAGCAACGAGAGUCUACAUUCCAACCUUUCGACUGCCACCACCACGAGCUUCCAGCAGCGCGGCUACGCCAACUACAACAGUGGGGAUUACAACAGUCUCCCCGAGGAUGAAGUGCCGGUGAAAACCGGCCAGCAACACUACAGUGACUGUCACAAGGAGGGACAACAUUACAGUAAUAACUUAAGACGAAAUAACGAGUUGAGGGUGGAUUGCGCACCUCACCGUAACAAUAGACAAUCGUUUGACUUCAAAUUUCGGAACAGUGAAGAGUUUCUUAGCAAUUCCUGGGGAAAUAACAAUGUGGAUGGCAGAGUGCAACAGAAACCACUGAAAGCUUCCUCCUCCGCUACAUUGUCAAGGCCGAAGUAUCAUACCAAGAGGAGGUAUCUCUCCUCUAAGGACAUUAUCGACCUUCUCGUCAACCCAGACAGACGGCCCCAAGCGCCAGGGUCGUCGUCACUGGAAAAACAAGCCCAGAAGGUCUGCCGAGUCAUCUUGUGCUGUAACGACAUGGAAGCCUCCAUUCACAGUGGGCAGUAUCAGUUCUAAGUGUAAACAUCAUGAUCACGUGAUAAAAACAAACAAACUAUUUUUAAACCUAGAAACUGACUUUCUUGCAGUUUUCACUAGAAAUAUUUUUUCCCCCCUACAAGGAGAAAGUUCAAAAUUGAAUACAAAGUGCUUUAAAGUAAAGACUAUUGGUACCUUUUAGUCAUGAGUCAUGUUUUGCUUUUAUGUGUAAGGGACAGAUAUAGAUUUGGUUUUUUAUUUUAAUGAAAUAUAUGAAUAUGAAGCUUCAUUUAGUCAUUUUGAUAGCUUAUUGAUUCAGGGAUUAAAUAGCACUUGAUCUUUAACUCUUGAGUAGAAAGUAAAUCGUGAUUCAAGAUUGAAAUACUCUAUUACUUAAAUAGCAAUCAUAUUAAUCCCUAAUGAAAGCCAAGAAGGCUUUGACUUCACUAUCACAGCAUAAGAAUAUUGCACCAGAUUUUCAAGAGUUGUUUUGUAUUUACCACCCUUGCUAGCUUGAUAAGUGUGUGUGCGCGCGCGUGUGUACAGACAUAUAUAGUAGUCAUCAGCUGAAGCUGGUAGGGCCACAUAUCAAUGUAUUAUCAGUCACAUGACUCGCACAGCUGCAACUCCUAUAUUCUACCUGACUUGAGUGUGUGUUUAAAGAAUUUAACAUUGCAAGCCACACCUUUUGAAUCAACUCCCCCUCUCUCCGACCUCUCUCCUUAACCCUAACUACCCCACCUCAUCCUUAAGUACUUGUAAGAAAGGGGGAAAAGUGGGGUGGGAAUUAAUUAUAAGAACCGUGGAGUAAAUAGGGUUGUUUUUUAAAUCUGAAAAGGGAGCUAGUUUGACAAUGGCAUAUUAUACUAUAUAUUGUUAUGCACACUGAUUAACGGCCCUUAAUUGGUUUCAGACCUCAGCUUAAAAAAAAAAUCUAAUGAACUCGCAAAUUAGAGACAAGAAAUGGAGAAACUAGGCAAUAACCCGUCGUCGUAGGGUUUGGAAUUCGAUAAUGAUUUUGCAGUUACAGUUAUCUACCUCUAUGCGGGCUAUUACUUUUACUGUUAAGCCAACAUACUUUUAAUAGCAACCUACAGUAGUGAAGUUGCGUGUAUAACUUACAAAUGUAAUUUAUGCAUGAAAAAAAAUGGCGUACUCUUCCUGUUACAGAUUAAUUAUUCAAGCGGGACAAACUUCUCAGCAAUCUCAAGGGUUUUGAGAGGGUUAGCAAUCAUAAGACGCAAUAUAAAAUUCUUAUUCAUAGCCAGUAAUUAAAAACUAGUCAGCGACGUAGAUCUAGACGAUUAUGAAUAGUUUGUUCACAACAACUAGAAUGUUUGAACAGUGCGUUAGAGAUAGUGAGGAGGCGCGGUGGCUGAGUGGUGAAGCCCUUGUCUUCCGAAUCAUGAGAUCACGGGUUCCAAUCACGAUGAAGAUUGAUAUUUUGAAUUUCGGGAUUUUUUUAGGACGCCCCAAAGUCCACCCAACUCUAAUGGAUACCUGAUAUUAGUUUGGGGAAAUUAAAGCGGUAGGUCAUUGUGCUGGCCACAUGAUACACUCGUUAACCGUCUGACAUAGAAACAGGUGACCACAUAAAUCGCAAGGUAUAAAUGAAUGCUUAUUGAGAUUGUGAACUUAAAAAAGAAAAUUAUUGUGUAAACAAAUUUUAUUUGAGAAUUUUCCUUUUUAUCAUUUGAGAAAUAUGGUAGACCUCAUAACUAACGAUACUUUAAAUCAUACUGUUCAAGUCUGGUGCUACCUACUGGUUGUUUGGCCCCGGGGGGGGGGGAUUGUAGGGAAGAUCUUUCGCAUUAAACGAACAAGUAACAGAUUAGAAGAUAUAGAAACUAUGUAUAGCACACGAUAUAUCUACAAUACAUUCAAAAUCAAAUAGCGUUUGUUUUUCGCAUGAGAUUUAUAACUGUUUAAAUCUUCCAACUAAGCCUAACCUUACAGUGAGUGUUUAAAUCUUCCAACUAAGCCUAACCUUACAGUGAGUGAAGCAUUUCGAAGCCACCAGAUGCUGUAUUGUUCUUUACCAAUUGCAUAGUUAUUCAAUCAAUGGUUCUCAAUCAAAAAAAAAAAAAAAAAAGCAAAACAA
Molecule: messenger RNA, 6213 nt
Organism: Biomphalaria glabrata
Lineage: Eukaryota; Metazoa; Mollusca; Gastropoda; Planorbidae
Exons: 3
Coding region: 840-4151 (1103 amino acids)
Source: RefSeq, a predicted model, not a curated record